Molecule: messenger RNA, 1305 nt
Organism: Macadamia integrifolia
Lineage: Eukaryota; Viridiplantae; Streptophyta; Magnoliopsida; Proteales; Proteaceae
Exons: 4
Coding region: 187-1080 (297 amino acids)
Source: RefSeq, a predicted model, not a curated record
CAGAGCCUAGCGGGAAGUGGAUGCUCCAGCCGUCGACGAGAAUCUAGAGAAAGAAGCUUCUUCGCCUGCCGUGGACGAGAAACUGUAUUGUCGAGGGUUUUGGACUCCUCUGUGCACGAACACGCACAAGAUCUGCGAGGUUUCUUGUCACUUCAGUGGGGUUUGAACUUUGCUCAGAGUGAGAAAAUGUCAACUUCAAAACAAGCAGUUAAUGAGACUGCAAAAUGGAGCCAAGCAAAUGUAGACACCCUUAUUGUUCUGAUGGUAGAGGAAGUUAAGAAAGGAAAUAGGACUACUUCGACUUUUAAUAAAGCUGGUUGGAACAACAUUGCCAAUAACUUCAAAGAAAAAACUGGGGUCAACUAUGCCAUUAUACAGUUGAAGAACAAAGUGAACAAACUGAGGCAAGAUUAUAGUCAGUUUAAGAAGCUAUUGGAGACAACUGGUUUUGGUUGGGAUACUGCUUCAAGAACUUGUACUGUUGAUGAUGAAUCCAUCUGGGAAUCGCAUAUUAAGGAUAACCCUACUUGGGCACGAUUUAAGAAGCAUGGACUACCACAAUGGCCAGAACUAUGUAUGGUAUUUGGUGAUACAUAUGCAGAAGGCGAAGGAAGUGGGACUCAAACAACCGUGUUGGAAACUAUGGGGGCCGAUGAUGCUAGGAAUAUGAUUGAGUCUUGUGAUGAGUCAAGUUCAGCUGAUGAAGUUACUCUAUUAGGUGACACUCAAACUGAAGCAAUGGAAAAAAGGCCAGCUACUAAGCAUAGGCAUGAUAGGACUCCAAAUGCGAAAAGGAGGAGGAGCAAGUCUAACGAUUGGUCAAUGGCAUUCAAGGCAAUUCAAGAUAUAAGUAAAUCAAGGGUAGAACGAGAUGCGAGCAUGUCCACUGCUUCAACCCAAAAUGCUGAACAGAUGUACGGGAUUACUAGGGCCAUGGAGGUGCUUGAGUCAGGAUAUGCGUUAGAUGAAGAACUAUACGAGAAAGCACUUCGGAAGUUAAUGGCUGACCCGCAAUGGAGAGAAGCAUUAAUUUCUUGCCCUCCUCAUCGGAAGUCGAUACUCCUUCGUACCCUUCAGUAGUUUGCUUCUUGAAAAGUUCUUUUAAUUAGAUAGAUUGAUGACUCUACUUGGAUUGUGCCUUGACACUACUUUUAACUUUGAUGGUUUGCUAUGUUUUCCUUCACUUUUUAAGAUGUUAUGGAUGACUGUGUCUUGACUUUUUUUUAUAACUGUAGUAUUUGAUGUCCUGAAUAUUUGUUCAUUGUACCUUGAUACUACUUUUAACUUUGAUGGUUUGCUAUGUUU